AUGCCGUUCAUCGCUCCUGUCAUCACUCUUUCCUUGGCCCUCCUGGCUUCCGCCAGCCCACUUCUGUCCUACAGAGCAGAAAACGCAACAAAGUGCGAUGCCAGGAACCUUUGCAGCGGCGUGGAGAGCACGGCUUCGCUCGCAGGCCUGUACGUCUGCGGCGACAGUCGCCUUGGUCCGCUCGCGCUAGUCAAGGACAAGUAUAGUAUGAAGGGCGAGCUUGGGAGUAUUCUUGACAACUACGAGCCUUUUGGCAAGAUUUGUCCCGCUGCCUUUUUGCAAAAGUAUGGCAACGGCAAAGGGUGGUUUGAAUAUCCCCCCAAGGACGGUUUUGAGCUCGGAAAUGAUGGGGAAGCUAUCAAGAGCAACUACACUCUCUGCCCAGGCGACAAGCUUGACCGCAUUGGUCAUGAAAAUGGAACUUUCCUGGCACCCUUGGGCACCCCAUACGAACAGCGAUCCUUGGUCCCGGCCAACAUGGCAACGAACCCCAAGGCUUCUGAGCAAGUUUUUUCAUCUCCAGUUCUUCAAGAAUUAGCAAUCGUCAAGAAUCUCACGGUGGAGGCUGGGCCAAUUGCACCUUGGUUCGAGCAGCCCGGUAACGGAAUGCAGUUUCAUCUAGCCAUGCCGGUAUGGCAGGCCGUUCGGGAUGGCUUUCUGGUUGAGCUUUGCAAGCCAGCCACGUAUGCGUGCGGAAAUAGGCCGGGUACCAACUUCCAGACUUGGUUAACCUGCAAUAUGAGCGGCAGGUGGGAGACUGCUGGAGAGUGUGCCGCCGAUCAGCAUUGCAAGCUUCACUCGGCAAACACUGUCCCUUCCUGCGAGGCUAAGAAGCUGUCGGCCAACUAA
This is a messenger RNA of Beauveria bassiana ARSEF 2860, 849 nucleotides long. RefSeq lists its product as uncharacterized. The coding region runs from base 1 to 849 and encodes 282 amino acids. The record is from RefSeq and is a predicted model, not a curated record. NCBI's taxonomy places the organism in Eukaryota, Fungi, Ascomycota, Sordariomycetes, Hypocreales, Cordycipitaceae. The transcript is spliced from 3 exons.